This is a messenger RNA of Plutella xylostella (diamondback moth), 1373 nucleotides long. Its product is annotated as odorant receptor 94b. Gene Ontology annotation, molecular function: odorant binding; olfactory receptor activity. Gene Ontology annotation, biological process: detection of chemical stimulus involved in sensory perception of smell; sensory perception of smell. Gene Ontology annotation, cellular component: plasma membrane. The record is from RefSeq and is a predicted model, not a curated record. NCBI's taxonomy places the organism in Eukaryota, Metazoa, Arthropoda, Insecta, Lepidoptera, Plutellidae.
CUGCUGAAAAAAUGCUGCGUAAUUUAUUAAUGAAGUUAGAAGAUCCUAAGCGCGAACUAUUGGGCCCUAACGUGAAAGCCUUAGAAUUUUGGGGAAUAUUACUUCCAGAAAACAAACCAAGAAGAUACAUGUACAUUUUCCUGCACGCCUUAGUGUUUUUAUUCACAUUUACCGAAUACGUGGACAUAUUUUUCAUCUUAAACUCCGACUUGAUACUGGUGUUGACGAAUGUGAAAAUCACUUUGCUGGCCACGAUCAGUUGCUGUAAAAUCUCGACGUUUUUGUUUUGGCAAAAGCGAUGGAAGGACAUAAUUGAUUACGUGACGAGGGCGGAUUCCUCGGCCAGGGCGGCGGCGGCGGCGGCGGCGGGCCGCGGCGACGCAAACAUCAUCCGCUCUUACACCCGGUACAGUCGGAAAAUUACCUACCUAUUCUGGUCUCUGAUGGCCACUACCAAUCUGUUCGUGAUAGUACAGCCGAUCCUCAAAUUCUUCUGCUCUUCCGAGUACAGAGAGAAUGUCAGGAAAGGCGAGGAGCCUCUCGCACAAGUUGUUAGCUCUUGGGUACCGUUUGUCAAAACUACUACACCAGGUUUUCUUGGAGCAUCGGCGUAUCAGAUUUUCGCAGCAAUCUACGGUGGCGGCUGGAUCACUUCGUAUGAUACUAAUGCCAUGGUCAUUAUGGUCUUCUUUAGAGGUCAACUCGAACUGCUCAGAAGAAAUUGCGUUAUACUCUAUGAUACUGUCAGCGAUGACGAAGUAAGGAGGAGGAUCAUAGCGUGUCAUACAACACAUAAGGAGCUAGUCAAGUUUGCGGCUCUCUACAAUUCGUGCCUAUCUCCCGUUAUGUUUCUAUACAUGGUGAUUUGCUCCUUCAUGCUAUGUGCAAGCGUUUAUCAGACUUUGAUGGAGACGAAUCCUUUGAACAGAUUUUUAAUUGCAGAAUUUCUUAUUUUCGGCGUUUCACAGUUGUUUUUGUAUUGCUGGCACGGAAAUGAUGUUACCUUUAUGAGUAAUCAAGUCCAAAGCGGAGUGUUUGAAAGCGGGUGGUACAAGAGGAAUAUUUAUCGGCGGGAGUUGGUCCUGCUGGGAUAUCAACUCGACAAAACGAUACGGUUUACAGCCGGCCCAUUCGUGUCGCUUAACAUAUCGUCCUUUACUAGCAUCUUAAAAGGGGCAUACAGUUAUUACACUUUACUCAAAUAAGAAUAAAGUAUGGCCUCUUGACAACGACAUUUUUUUUAAAGUAGUUCAAGAGACAUUGUAUUCAGAGUAGGUAAAAAUAAGUAAAAUUCAUCAUAGAACGUAAUAAACCAAAUAAGACCUAAGUCCUAAGUAACCUAUUAGUUCAACAAAUAAAAAACUCACUCGCCA